This is a messenger RNA of Capronia coronata CBS 617.96, 1185 nucleotides long. RefSeq names its product beta-lactamase. Lineage: Eukaryota; Fungi; Ascomycota; Eurotiomycetes; Chaetothyriales; Herpotrichiellaceae. The coding region runs from base 1 to 1185 and encodes 394 amino acids. The transcript has a single exon. The record is from RefSeq and is a predicted model, not a curated record.
AUGAGUCAAGUGCAGGGUCAUCUUGAUCCCCGCUUCGAAUCCCUCCGGCCGCUGUUCCAGUCCUUCCUCGACUCGGGCGAAGAACUGGGCGCCUCCAUUGCUGUCAAUCUGAAUGGGGAGAACGUGGUCGACGUCUGGGGCGGGUACGCGGACACGGCCCGCACCCGUCCCUGGGAGAAGGACACCAUCGCCAAUGUCUGGUCGACCGGUAAAACCAUAAUCGGCCUGAUCGGUCUCAUUCUCGCUUCCCAGAAGAAACUCGACCUCGACGAAAGCGUCAGCACGUAUUGGCCCGAAUUCGCCGCGAACGGGAAGCAGUCCGUCAAGGUCCGCCAUGUCAUGUCCCACACCUCCGGAGUCUGUGGCUGGGACACCCCUGUCACGAUUCAAGAGUUGUGUGAGGACUUUGAGGGAGCAGCAGCGAAGCUGGCGGCGCAAGCCCCCUGGUGGGAACCGGGCACCGCGAGUGGCUACCACAGUCUCACCAUGGGGUUUCUGGUCGGCAAACUGGUUCGCUGUAUCACUGGCACGACAAUGAAAGACUUCCUUGCUUCUCAAGUCGCUGGCCCUCUGGGCGCGGAUUUCCAAUUCGGUGCAAAAGAAGAAGACUGGCACCGAGUCUCUGAUGUCGUCCCACCACCACCGCCGCCGCCGCAGCCGGCAACUUCAACGGACACGGCGCAAGGGGAGGAAGCUCAAAAGUCCAUUUCCAUGAGAACCUUGGUGAACCCCAUGGUCGGAGCUACGAACGCCAACACUGAAAUGUGGCGGCGCGCCGAGUUGGGCGCGGCUAAUGGGCAUGGGAAUGCUAGAUCUGUGGCCAGGUUAUUGUCUCUCGUCACACUGGGCGGCAAAGAUCCGGCUUCCGGUCGUGAAUUCUUGUCCCGGGAGAUCAUCGACAGGAUCUUCGAACAGCAAUGUUACGGCACCGACCUGGUGGUGAAGCAAAAGAUCCGGUUUGGCAUAGGAUUCGGGCUGACAGGAGCGGAUACAGAGGUCCAUUGGUUGCCACGUGGAAGAGUGUGUUUCUGGGGUGGUUGGGGCGGAAGUAUAGGGGUUAUGGAUCUGGACCGUGGUAUCACCUUCGCCUACGUGAUGAAUAAGAUGGACAACGUCGGCCUAGGAAACCAGCGAACAAAGGCUUAUGUAAAAGCCAUCUAUGAUGCCCUUGAAAAGGCAUCAUGA